AUGGGACCUCCUUCCAGAUCUGGUUUGGGCGACUGCCGCUUUUACGAGCAGAAAUUCCCCAAGCCCGAAGAGCUUGUCAUGGUUAAAGUUAACAGGAUCGAGUCACAGGGCGUUUAUGUAUCAUUAUUGGAAUAUGACGACAGAGAAGGUCUGAUUCUAUUAUCUGAGCUCUCCAAGAGGAGAUACAGAAGUAUAAACAAGUUGGUGAAAGUAGGACGCCACGAGGUCGUCCUGGUUUUGCGUGUAGAUCCAGUAAAGGGGUACAUUGAUCUGUCAAAGAGAAGAGUAUCACCCGAAGAUAUCGUAAAGUGUGAGGAGAAAUUCUCAAAAUCCAAAAAAGUGCAUCAAACUGUCAGACACAUUGCACAGAAGCAUGGUAUAUCCGUUGAGGAACUCAACAAAAUUUGCAUAUGGCCCCUCUAUCACACAUAUCCACAUGCUUUGGACGCCCUAAAGGAAGCCGCUGUAAAUAGCGAGAAUGUUUUCAAGGGACUCCCAAUUUCUCAGGACAUUAUCGACUCACUUAUCCAGGACAUCCAGCUCAGACUCACUCCACAAGCCCUCAAACUAAGGUGUACAAUCGAUGUUUGGUGUUUUGGUCCGGAUGGUAUCGAUGCCGUAAAGUUGGCCCUUAAAAAGGCAAAGGACGCUCACGCUGAAGUGUCUGUGCGUCUUGUGGCUCCUCCCCAGUAUGAAAUCGUUACGAGCUGCCACGAUAAGGAAAAGGGAAUUGCCCUCAUGAACAAGUGCCUCGAAGCCAUUGAAACUGAGAUCAAGGCCCACAAUGGCGGCGACUUUAAGCAAAAGUGUGACAUUAUCAUCAUGGGUGACGAUGAUGAGAAGCAUCUUGAAGAUUUAUUGGAGAUGCAUGAAAGCAGUGAUGAGGAAAGUGAUGAAGAGGAAGAUCAAGAAGAAGAGGAUGAGGGCAUGGGCCUCGUUGACGAGUCUUUAAUUCCACAAGAUGUUGAGGUGAAUGAGGAAGAUGAGGACUAG
Theileria equi strain WA is the source of this 993-nucleotide messenger RNA. RefSeq names its product eukaryotic translation initiation factor 2 alpha subunit, putative. Gene Ontology annotation, molecular function: ribosome binding; RNA binding; translation initiation factor activity. The coding region runs from base 1 to 993 and encodes 330 amino acids. Gene Ontology annotation, cellular component: eukaryotic translation initiation factor 2B complex; multi-eIF complex; eukaryotic 48S preinitiation complex. The record is from RefSeq and is a predicted model, not a curated record. The transcript is spliced from 5 exons. NCBI's taxonomy places the organism in Eukaryota, Apicomplexa, Aconoidasida, Piroplasmida, Theileriidae.